GGGUUGGUGACGGGGACGGAAGAACAGAGAAAGGCGGGGCUGGCGGUCGCGCCGGGAGCUAGCAUAGCUUCUGCCGUUAGGGCACCCUCUUUCCUUGCUAAACACCGACACUCCCGUCAUCCUCCAUGUGCUGUUGUGUGCGCGCUUCCCAGUUUUCUUGAGAGAAGAUCUCGAAGGAUUUCAUAGGAAAAUAAACAUUGCAGACCUCAAAGAAUAUGUCUUCAGACCCCACCUUGUGGAAGAGUGGUACCUAAGUAUGUCUGCUUGGAAGGAUGAUUCAUUUCCCCUAGGAACAAAGAAGACCAUUUUGUAAUGCCCAUAGUUGUGGUUCCUUAUAUUGCUUCACUUUUAAUAGUUAAGUUGCUUUUACAGAAUUAACAGGUCUCCAAGAAAUAAUAAAAGGUCAUUAUUGCUGUGGUUUGAGCUCAGCAUGGCUGUAGUCAUCCGUUUACUGGGGCUUCCUUUUAUUGCGGGGCCUGUGGAUAUUCGUCACUUCUUCACGGGAUUGACUAUUCCUGAUGGAGGAGUGCAUAUAAUUGGAGGGGAUGUUGGGGAGGCUUUUAUUAUUUUUGCAACAGAUGAAGAUGCAAGACGUGCCAUAAGUCGUUCAGGAGGGUUUAUCAAGGAUUCAUCUGUAGAGCUCUUUCUUAGCAGUAAGGCAGAAAUGCAGAAGACUAUAGAAAUGAAAAGAACUGAUCGCAUAGGAAGAGAGCGACCAGGAUCUGGGGCAUCUGGGGUUGGCUGCUUAUCUAAUUUCGUUGAGGGUAUUAAAGCAGCAAGUAAUUCUGGAUAUGGCUCUCCGAUUAAUCAAGAUUCUGGGUUUCAUACUAACGGUACAGGACAUGGUGAUUUGAGGCCAAGAAAGACACGGCCACUGAAGGCAGAGAAUCCUUACUUGUUUCUACGUGGUUUGCCUUACUUAGUAAAUGAAAAUGAUGUACGUGUCUUUUUCUCUGGUUUGUGUGUGGAUGGAGUAAUUUUCUUAAAACAUCACGAUGGCCGAAAUAAUGGUGAUGCCAUAGUAAAGUUUGCUUCAUGUAUUGAUGCUUCGGGAGGUCUUAAAUGUCAUAGAAGUUUUAUGGGUUCAAGAUUUAUAGAAGUAAUGCAAGGCUCAGAACAACAGUGGAUUGAGUUUGGUGGUAGUGCAAUUAAGGAGGGUGAUAUUCCUUUGAGAACUGAAGAACAUUCUCCACUAAGAGGAGUAAAUGAUAGACAUUUUCGGAAACGAUCUCAUUCAAAAUCUCCCAGAAGAACACGUUCUCGUUCCCCUCUUGGAUUUUAUGUUCACUUAAAAAAUCUGUCCCUAAGUAUUAACAAGAGAGACUUAAAAAACUUCUUUAAAGAUACUGAUCUGACUAAUGAACAGAUUAGGUUUUUAUAUAAGGAUGAAAGAAGAACAAGAUAUGCCUUUGUGAUGUUUAAAACUCUGAAAGACUACAACACUGCUCUGGGUUUACAUAAGACUGUUUUACAAUAUCGUCCAGUUCUUGUCGAUCCAGUUUCUAGAAAACAGAUGCUGAAGUUCAUUGAAUGUUAUGAAAAGAAAAGACCAGCGUCAAUAGAGAAAGAGAGGCUUGGACAUGUUUCACAAAAAUACUCUCAAGGCUACUCUGGCCAAAAACUGUGCAUAUAUAUAAGAAAUUUUCCAUUUGAUGUUACAAAAGUUGAAGUUCAGAAGUUCUUUGCAGACUUUUCUCUUGAGGAGGAUGACAUUUACUUGCUUUAUGAUGACAAAGGAGUUGGUUUGGGUGAAGCAUUGGUGAAAUUCAAAUCAGAAGAACAGGCCAUGAAGGCAGAACGUUUAAACCGUCGAAGAUUCUUGGGGACAGAAGUAUUGUUAAGACUUAUAUCUGAGGCACAAAUGCAAGAAUUUGGUGUAAACUUACUGCCCACCAAGAGAAUGCAAGACCAUUCACAGUCGUGUGAUAGAGAUGACCAUUCCCAUUCAUUUGACUCAAAUGAUCUACCAGUGUUCACAGUGGGCCUUUCUGAAAACUUUAAACAUCAGCAAGAGGACUUGAGGCAACUGGACAACUUCAGGCAUACCCAGGGGGAUUUCCGACAGCCUGAUAGGCGCCCUCCGGAAAACUUUAGACAUUCCCCAGAGGACUUCAGGCACCCUUGGGAGGAACAUUUCCGGAGGCCUCCUGAAGAGGACUUCAGAUGCCCCUGGGAGGAGGACUUCAGGCACCCUAGAGAGGAGGACUGGAGGCGGCCACCUGAGGAGGAUUUCAGGCGGCCUCCCAAGGAAGACUUCAGGCGACCCCCUGAAGAAGACUGGCGGUGGCCCCCGGAGAAGGACUGGAGGCGGCCACCUGAGGAAGAUUGGAGACGGCCCCAUGAGGAUGACUUCAGGCGGCUUCCCCAGGCAGAAUGGAGGCGACCACCAAAGGAGGACUUCAGGCGACUUUCAGAGGAAGACUUAAGGAAACCUCCCGAGGACUAUAGGCAUUCUCCUGAGGAUUUCAGGUGCUCUCCUGAGGAGGACUUAAGGCGGCUGCCUCCCGAGCACUUCCGGAGGCCGCCCCACGAGCAUUUCCGGCGGCCGCCCCAGGAGCAUUUCCGGCGGCCGCCUCAGGACCAUUUCAGGCGCCCCCUAGAGGAAGAUUUCAGGCACCCACCGGAUGAAGAUUUCAGAGGUCCUCCAGGUGAGGACUUUAGGCACCCUCCUGAUAAGGACUUCAGGAGCCCUCAGGAGGAAGAUUUUAGAUCGCCUUCUGAUGAGGACUUUAGGCGGCUCCCGGAGGAAGACCUCAGAGAACCUCUGGAGGAGGACCCUAGACUUCCUGAAGAUUUUAGACCUCCUGGUGAGGAGUUUAGGAGCCCACCUGAUUUUAGAAGUCAUCGCCCUUUUGUGAAUUUUGGUCGCCCAGAAGGUGGCAAGUUUGAUUUUGGAAAGCGUAAUAUGGGAAGUUUUCCUGAGGGGAGAUUUAUGCCUGAUCCAAAAUUAAAUUGUAGUUCAGGUAGAGUAACACCUAUUAAGAUAAUGAAUCUUCCAUUUAAAGCUAAUGUUAAUGAAAUUCUAGACUUUUUCCAUGGUUAUAGAAUCAUACCUGAUUCAGUUUCGAUACAGUAUAAUGAGCAAGGAUUACCUACAGGAGAAGCCAUUGUUGCCAUGAUAAACUAUAAUGAAGCUAUGGCUGCUAUUAAAGAUUUAAAUGAUAGACCAGUUGGCCCGCGCAAAGUGAAGUUAAUUUUGCUCUAGAGGGCUUCUAAAUUCAGAGUUACUUACCCACAGUAUUGGUGCAGUAAAAUGCAUUUAUGUUUUUAUAAAAGUGUUUAUUUUUAAUUAUCUAUGAAAAGAAACAUUUAAAAUUUGACCUGUGAAUAGAACAAAUGUAAAUAGUAGAAUGUGAGUUUAGUUUUCUUUUGCUUGCAAAUUGCCAUUUACUUUUUCUAAUUUAAAAUUAUAUGUGCUUUCUUUUUGACCGUGGGGGAGAGGACUAAUUCCCUGAGUGCAUUAAUUUUUGUUGAUGUCAUGGGUAAACCUCAAGACCUGUAUAAAGUAGAGCUGUAUUUGGGAAAGAUAAAUUUUAUAUUCACUUUUGUUUGCAUUCUGUAGUCUACAUCUUUUACUCAAAAUGUAUAUGGAAAUGGUCAGUAACUGAUUGUUCAGGUUUAGCAUUUUCAUUGCUAAUUGCCUGCAGAAUUAAUGCCCUCUUCCUUGUCUGAGAUAUUACUGUGUUAAGCCUCUCAUUAAUAAUAGUUCAAAAUGAACUGACUGUGAACUUGAAAUUUACUUAUGUAAAAGGCUUAGGAGAUUCUUAGUUUCUAUGUUCAUAAUUUGCUAAGUUUUAUAAAAAUAAAAAAAUUGCAACUGAA
This is a messenger RNA of Pteropus alecto (black flying fox), 3822 nucleotides long. RefSeq names its product RNA binding motif protein 12B (gene RBM12B). Gene Ontology annotation, molecular function: RNA binding. Bases 431 to 3205 code for a protein of 924 amino acids. Gene Ontology annotation, biological process: regulation of RNA splicing. The record is from RefSeq and is a predicted model, not a curated record. Gene Ontology annotation, cellular component: ribonucleoprotein complex; nucleoplasm. Lineage: Eukaryota; Metazoa; Chordata; Mammalia; Chiroptera; Pteropodidae. The transcript has 5 exons.